Corapipo altera (White-ruffed manakin) is the source of this 3675-nucleotide messenger RNA. Its product is annotated as POTE ankyrin domain family member B2-like. Bases 212 to 2281 code for a protein of 689 amino acids. Gene Ontology annotation, molecular function: protein binding. The record is from RefSeq and is a predicted model, not a curated record. The transcript is spliced from 21 exons. Lineage: Eukaryota; Metazoa; Chordata; Aves; Passeriformes; Pipridae.
CAUUGCUGACUCCGCCGCGACGGGAUCAGCAGCGCUUCUCUGGCUUGGACCGUCGGGGGCUGCGAAGCGCAGCUGCCACUCGGAUCUCGCCUCUCGGAUCUGACCAUCCUCUCCCCACACCCCCUCCCCCUCCCCGCCAGGGACUCGGCAGAGUCUGCCGGGCAUCUCCUGUGUCUGCUGAACCCAGGCCGAGGCCGCCGAACGCCGAGAGAUGGCCUGGGUCGACCUGCACAGCGCGGCCGCCCGCGGCGACCUGGACCAGCUGCGGCGGCACUGGUGUCUGAAGAAGUUCCUCAUCAACAGGCGCAACCCAGACAAGCUGACACCUCUGCAUCUUGCUUGCAUAAAUGGCCAUGCAGAUGUUGUUCGGUUUCUAGUAGGCAAGAGUUGCAAGCUAAAUCCUCGUGACAAAUAUAAGAGAUCACCACUGAUGCUGGCAGUACAGCACCAGCACAGAGAUUGUGUGGCUAUUCUGCUGGAGCAUGGUGCCAACCUUUACCACAGAGCUGCUACUGGUAACACCGCCCUUCACUUUGCUGUCCUGAUGUCUAGCAAAUCUCUAGUGGAGCUGUUACUUGAGUAUGGCGCAGAUAUUGAUGUUAAGAAUGAACUGGGAUACACUCCACUUACUCUUGCGAUCAGUGAGCGUUGCAAAGGGAUGAUCGAGUUCCUUCUUCAAAAAGGAGCUGACGUGAAUGCUACAGAUACUCUUAAAAGGACCCCUCUGGAAGUUGCUGCUAUUCUUCAGGAUAAGGAUGCAGCAGAAGUUCUUCUUCGCAAUGGCGGUGUUAUCAAUAAAGAAGGCCUUGGAGCAUUUGCAGUUCGAGAUUUGGAAAGACUAUUUGGAGAUGAGUUCAUUGCUAAUGAAGGAGAGGAAUAUGAAUGCUCUGAAAGGAAGGGACCAUGUUCUGCCGGAGGCACAGAAGAAAUUAACAGCUCUUGCUCUGGGACAACUGCUGACAUUCUCUCAAAUACACCUGCAUUGCCAGAAUCAUGUAAGACUCUUUGCUAUCAAGGAGGUGUCUUGCCAGGAGUGAGAGAAGAGCAGAAGAAAGACAAAGACUCCUCCUGGGAUUCUGAGACUGAUUCCAAAGGUCGAGGGAAAGUGUCCGCUGACCCGACGCUUCCUGCUGCAGUGGGCAAGAGUUUGGAUGCGCGCUCUGUUGCACUGGAGCACGGCAAAGGAGCCUUGCCAGCAGCAGAAGAGCAGAAGGAAGACAGUGACUCCUCCUGGGAUUCUGAGACUGAUUCUGACGGUCCCUGGGAUGUAUCAAAAACUGUGCUGCUUCCUGCUGCAUUCGGCAAUAGAUUGGACGCGCGUGCUCUGUUAGUACGGAGCAGCAAAGGGGCCUUGCCAGCAACAGAAGAGCGGAAGGAAGACAAUGACUCCCCCUGGGAUACUGAGACUGAUUCUGAAGGUCCAGCAGAAAGUGUGCUGCUUCCUGCUGCAGUGGGCAAAAGUUUGGAUGCGAGCUCUGUUGCAGUGGAGCACGGCAAAGGGGUCUUGCCAGCAGCAGAAGAAGAGCAGAAGGAUAACAAUGACUUUUCCUGGGAAGAUGAUGACUUUUCCUGGCUUUUGGAGACUGAUUCCAAAGGUCGAGGGAAAGUGUCGGCCGACUUGACACUUCCUGCUGCAGUGGGCAAGAGUUUGGAUGCGCGCUCUGUUGCAGUGGAGCACGGCAAAGGUAUCCUGCCAGCAGCAGGAGUAGAGCAGAAGGAAUAUUUUGACCCUUCUUCUAAGAAUAAGGUUCCUAUCCUGGAGGCAGAUCUUCAGCUAAGAUCUGAUUCUUCAAGUCAAACAGAUUCUCAGCUGGACAGACAGCCAUUGGUCAGGCAGCUGCUGGAGAAGCCUGAUGAAGUUCUCAAAAAGAACUCCCUGGCAGAACCUUCACUUGGAGCUAUGAAGACCCACAGCAAGGACCUGAAGGAAGAGAAACCGCUGAUGCAGGAGAAACUGGAGAGGUCUGAAGCUAAGGAACCAAAAGAGCAUCAUAUCCAGAAGGAGUGUUUUGCUGCGUCAUUGAAGAGUGCCCCAAAGGAGAAGGAAAUAACAACUUCCAGGAACCUGCAAGGCCUUCCUCCUUCAUGGAACGUGUCUUUACCUGCAGCUAUCGGCCAGCUGCGAGAACGCAUUUACUGUCUCGAAGUUGAGUACGCCAGGCUGGAAGCCACAGUCCAGCAACAGGCCCAAACCAUUGCAAUGAUUGAGAAGUUCAGGCAAGCCCAAAAGACAUGCAAGUGCUCCAUCAUUCACAGAGGAGCAAGGCCCAAGCUGCCAUAAGAAAGAAGCCAUCUCUCCAGUGUAAUUAACCCAGCAGUGCUUGGGUCAUUUCAGCGAAGAUUCCGAAACAAACUACACGGAGAGGGGUGCUCUGGAGCUGAGAAUCAUGCCAAGGGAGCAAGACGAGCUCUCCUACCCAUUAAGACCUCGAUACUAGGGCAGAGAGAGUCCCUUACUCUCAAGUGGGAAGCAGUGGAGCUGUGGCUCAGGGACAGCUCUGACUCAGCAUGGAUGGCAUCAGCAGGGACCCUCACCCCUAGAACAUUCCCACCCCUAGAACACCCCUACUCCUAGAACAGACUAAUUUGUCUAUAAUGUGAGGAAAUGAAGUACCAAGUCGCCACAUUCCAUAUUGCCUAAAUAGCAGCAAGAGGCAAUAAGAAAUGCAAAAGAACUGCACAUUUUGCGUAAAGCUUUGGAAGGCUGUAGAGACCUUUCACGCUCAGAUAGCCCAAAGCAGAGCACAAAGCAUCUGGCAGCAAUCAUUCGGGAUGCACCACAGCUUAAUGAUAGGACUGGCCUUGGCUGCUGCUGGUAUAAGAGUGAUGAGCCGAGCUGAAGGGUGAUGCUGCUUGCAUGCCUCUCAUCUUUCAUGGGUUAGCCCAGAAGGACCCACAACAUGUAUUACUGAGCAGUGAUGAUUCAGCAUCAUCCUGUUGAUGACAGGUUUUGAGAUGGAGUAUUGAUGCCAGGUCGUGACGAAACACUGGGAAUUGCCAAGAGACUUCCAUGGAUGGCCCAAAAAAGACAAUUGUCUUAAAUCAUAUGAGGCUAAACCUUUACAGCAGAACUUAGAUAGAUAAACAUUUAAAAAAUAUAUAGCCAAAUAGAAGUAUUUAAAUUAUGUUUUUUACACAUAGUGUUUUAGCAACGUUUAAGCAGUUCCUGCACAGUCUUACAAAAAUUCACAACUCUGAUUUCUCUUAAAUCCCCCAAAACAAAAUGGAUUUCAUGAUCCAUAUCUCCAUAAGUAUUUUGCAAGCAUCGGUUUCAAUACUGCACAACAAAGGAUAUAAAUAUUGGGUGGUUUAAUGACUUUUUUAAUCCUUGUGUAGGCUAAAGUAGAGCUAUUAUGAAUAACAGGAGAUAUGCAGAAUUCUGCAUGCCUCUUUAGGUAUAAUUGUCUGUGGACUUCCUUCUUUCUCAUUAAAUUUAGCUUACAUGCAGAUAGUAAUCUACAGCAGAUGUGCACAAAGUCCCAAAGUACCUGUUCCAAGUAUUAUUAGGUGGUGUGGCGGCACAAAUUUAUAGCAACACAUAGUUAACUUUAGGAUUUAAUUUUAAAUAUGUAACCCCUAUAACGCAUACGUCAUGGUCUGUUUGGAUCUCUCAAACUUACAGGACAAUAUAUUCUGUAACCUAAAUUUUGUUUUAUGAGCUCAUUUGGAAAUAAA